AUGCAGAAAGUGGUCUUGUGUAAGUAUGGGGAUUUUUUCAUUGAAGCAGUUAUAAAAGAUGAUGUAUCAGGAGCUCUGUGGCGGCUCUUUGCUAUUUAUGCGAGCACAGAUGACCGUAUCAGACGAUCCCAAUGGCAAGCUCUCCAGGAUAGGGUACACCGUAGUAAUGAUGCCUGUCUCUUGAUGGGGGAUUUCAAUGAUAUUUUGGAUGAAACAGAAAAGCUAGGGGGGCUCUCUCGCUCUGAGCGAAGUAUGCAGGACUUUCGGAGUUUUGUUGCCGAUACUCACCUGUUGGAUUUAGGCUAUGUGGGGCAACCUUUUACUUGGCGUAAUCGGCGGCAGGAUGGUGCAAUUUGUGAGCGCUUAGACAGAGGUUUAGCUACGGGCCAAUGGGUUGCUAUGUUCCCGGAUGCGACGGUACAUCAUUUGGCGGUGGUGGGCUCUGAUCACCUUAUGCUCAUGCUCCACACUCAGGUUCCACUUAGUAAAUGGCGUAAACGCUUCAUUUAUGAUCCUCGGUGGGGUGAAGCUGAGGGCUGUCGGGGGGUGGUGCAGCAGCGGUGGGCACGACAAUUUACUGGAUCCCGAGGGGUACAAGUGACAGAAAAAUUAAGGGGGGUACGGCGGGGUUUGCUGGAUUGGAGACGAAGUGAAUGGCGGAGUUCGAAGGCUAGUAUUGAGCUCUUACGGAAAGAUUUGUGCCAAGCAUAUUUUGCUCCUGACCUUCAUUGCGAGAUGAUUCGGCAUAUGGAAAAUAAACUUAAAGAGGCUCUGCAUGAUGAAGAAGUGUAUUGGAAACUGAAAUCAAGGGUACAUUGGCUCAAUGAAGGGGAUAAAAAUUCAAAAUUCUUUCAUUCAAAAAUGGUUACUCGAAGAAGGGCCAAUAGGAUACUGGGUCUGGAGGAUUCCCACGGACAUUGGUGUGAUAGUCCGUCGGAUAUUCAUAAAAUUGCGGCUGCCUACUUUGAGGAUAUUUUUACUUCGUGCAACCCUACCAACAUUGCUGAAAUUACUGGGUGUGUUCAUCGAAAGGUUACGGCGCAACAUAAUGAAGUUUUACUACAGGAGGUAACUACUGAGGAAAUUUGGUCUGCUGUGCAAUCUUUACAUCCUACUAAAUCCCCUGGCCCAGAUGGUUAUACUGGGAGUUUUUUUCAUCAAUUUUGGGAUGUUAUUGGGCCUGAUAUUAAUGGAUUGGUGAAGAGUUUCUUUCACUCAGGGCGUUUACACAGAAAACUCAAUCACACUCAUAUAGUUUUGAUACCAAAAGUUGGUAAUCCGAGGAAGAUGACACAAUGGAGGCCUAUUGCUCUUUGCAACUUAGUUUACAAGAUCAUUUCGAAGAUUUUAACACUUCGCCUGAAAAAGGUUUUACCGGCCGUGGUGAGUAGCAACCAAUCGGCUUUUGUGGAGGACCGAUUAAUAACUGACAAUAUUCUUAUUGUGCAUGAGAUUCUGCAUUCUUUGAAGUCUGAGAGUCGUGCCGGAGGGUCUGGCUUGGCACUCAAAUUAGAUAUGGCCAAGGCCUAUGACCGGGUAGAAUGGAUUUUUCUUGACGCCAUGAUGCGGCAAUUGGGUUUUGAUCCCACGUUCUGUCAGUGGAUUUUUGAAUGUAUUUCCACAGUGACGUAUAGCAUUUUGCUUAAUGGGGAGGCAUCACGGCCGAUCUCACCAUCUCGGGGUCUCAGGCAAGGGGAUCCUUUAUCCCCCUUUUUAUUUCUAAUUUGUGCUGAAGGCUUAUCUGCUUUGCUACAUCGUCAUGAAGAAAGGGGAUCCCUUCAUGGUUUUAAGCUCCGUCCCCAAGGGCUCAGUAUUUCGCAUUUAUUUUUUGCAGAUGAUUCUGUCAUAUUCUGUCACACUGAAGAACGAGAAGUUUAUUGCUUAAAGCAAAUUUUGGACUGCUAUGCGAAGGGCUCAGGUCAGUGCAUUAACUUUGACAAGAGUUCUAUCUUCUUUGGAAGGAAAUGCCCAGCAAGAUUGAAAGGUCAACUGGCACAUAUCUUGGGGGUUCGGCAGAGUGGGGAUUUUGGAAAAUAUCUUGGGUUAAACGCAGAUUUUGGGACGUCUAAACGAGGAGUGUUUGAAAUGGUGCGUAAAAGGAUUGCUUCAAAACUUUUGGGCUGGGCUGAGCAAUACUUAUCUUCUGCUGGCAAAGAGGUACUGAUAAAGGCGGUGGCUAUGGCUAUGCCAAAUUAUUCUAUGUCAUGUUUUAAACUUCCGGUCAGUUUGUGUAAGGAGAUUGAACGGGACAUUGCUAAUUUUUGGUGGAAGGGACAGAAGGAUCGUAGAGGGAUUCAUUGGGUAAGUUGGCAGAAAUUAUGUCAAUUUAAGAAGGCAGGGGGGAUGGGUUUUCGAGACCUCCUGUGUUUUAAUCUUGCUAUGCUUGCGAAAAUUGGCUGGCGGAUACUUCGGAACCCCAACUCCUUGCUUGCUAGGCUCUUACAGGAGAAAUAUUAUGUUCAUUCUGAUUUCAUGCAUGCUGUGUGUGGUCGGAAGGUCUCGUGGGGGUGGAAAGGCAUCUUGCAAGGCCGCAGGAUUUUAGAGGCUGGGCUUCGUUGGCGUAUCGGAAAUGGGGAGAAUGUUUGCAUUCAGCAGGAUCGCUGGCUGACCACACCAUCUCCUUCAUUGAUUCACUCUCGACAUCUUGACAUGCCGUUGAUGGUGCAUGAGCUCAUAGAUCAGAAUAUGAGAUGUUGGGAUAUGGAUCUAGUGAAUCGUUGUUUUAAUCCAAAUGAAGCAAAAUGUAUCUCCACCAUACCAAUUAGCCGAUGGGGAUGUCCAGACAAAAAGGUUUGGCAUUACACCUCUCAUGGUGGCUACACUGUUAGAUCGGGGUAUGCAGUGGCAUUAACUUUACGGCGGAACGGAGAGCUGGGCAGGAAAGCAGAAGGAGAGAGCAGUCAAGGGGAUAAACAACGACGUAUAUGGAAAAGCAUUUGGGGAUUGCAGGUGCCUCCUAAGAUUCGAACUUUUCUUUGGAAAUGCUGUCGUAAUGUUUUAGCGGUGAAGGAAAAUUUAUUACAUCGGGGAAUUGAUGUCGAAACUUCGUGUGCUUUAUGUGGACAAGAAGGGGAGUCCCAAGUACAUGUAUUUUUCAAGUGUGAGUUUGCACGAUUGCUUUGGUUUGCUUCUCCUAUACAAUUGGAUCCAUGUCAUAUUUUGGGAGAGGAUUUUAUUGUUUGCUGGGAAAAUUUGCUCAAGAAGUACGAGCAGGUAGAGCACUGUAACGAUAUUCUGCAGGUAUGUGCAUUUGGGUUAUGGAGGAUUUGGAAAAUUAGGAAUGGAGCUGUUUUUGAGGGAACGGUGAUUGAGCCUCAUGUUGCUGUGGAGUGCUUCCUAGACCAGGUUCAUGAAUUUCGAACGGCUCAAAUGCAUGGGAAGCCACUCAUCAACGAACUUCCUCGUCCACCGGAGGUUCAAGCGGAGACGGUGACUUCUUGGCGAAAACCGCCGUAUGGGGUGCUCAAAGUUAACUGUGAUGCUGCUUGGGUGUCGCAGACACAAAUGGGAGGUGUAGGAUGGGUGGUGCGCGACUCAGAUGGAUGGAUGGUUCAGGCUGGUGGUAAGGGUGACAUGAGGGGUGGAUCAGCGUUGGCGAUGGAGGCUGAAGCCAUUCGAGAGGCUUUGGUGGCAUGCGUUCAGAGUGGUUUGUCGAAACUAGAGGUUGAAUCUGAUUCUUUACAAGUUAUUCGUAUGAUUGGUGGGGAGUGGAAUAUGGAUAUUGCAGUGGACACCAUUGUAUUUGACAUAAAGCAAUUGGUGGGCCAAUUUCAACAUUGUGUUUUCCUGUAUACCCCUCGUAAUUGUAACAAGGCAGCGCAUAAAAUUGCGGCCUUUGUGUCCAGAGUUGGUGGAGUCCAUACGUGGGAUGAUUUAUGGCCUGAGUGGAUUUUUGAUAUUCUUGUCAGUGAUGUAAACCUUACUAUUCGUCUUUAA
Molecule: messenger RNA, 3936 nt
Organism: Prunus armeniaca (apricot)
Lineage: Eukaryota; Viridiplantae; Streptophyta; Magnoliopsida; Rosales; Rosaceae
Source: the annotation of a GenBank genome assembly